AUGCGGCGCUACUCGGGCGCCGGAGCACGGCAGCAGCAGCAGACGGACGCGGUGGCCGACCGUGUGCAUCGGUACCGUCGGGUACUAAUGGUGUUGCUCUCGCCGGCACUCCUCAUCUCGUUCGUGCUCCUUCUCAUGCCGCGCGCGCCGGCCUCCGCCUCAGGGGGUGGGCUCCUCGCCGUUGGCGGCCGGAGGUGGGGACCCCGGGCCGUUGAGGAUGGAUUGAACAAGUAUGCCGUUAUAUUUGACGCCGGCAGCUCCGGGAGCCGCGUGCACGUGUAUUGCUUCGACGAAAACCUGGAUCUAGUGCCUAUAGGGAAGGAGAUUGAGCUGUUCAAACAGAAAAAACCAGGCCUGAGUGCAGCAAAGGGUCCACAGGAGGCUGCUGAAUCACUUAUUUCUCUUUUAGAGGAAGCUGAGAAAGUAGUUCCAGCAGAGUUGCGUGGACAAACACCUGUCAGGGUUGGGGCCACUGCAGGUCUCAGAGCAUUAGGGACUGAAAGGUCUGAAGAAAUUUUGCAAGCGGUUAGGGAACUUCUCCAUGACAGGAGUUCUUUCAAAUCCCAGCCAAAUUGGGUCACUGUUCUAGAUGGAUCACAGGAAGGCACAUUCCAGUGGGUUACCAUCAAUUAUCUUUUGGGAAAAUUGGGAAAGCCAUACUCAAAUACAGUUGGAGUUGUUGAUUUAGGAGGUGGUUCAGUCCAAAUGGCUUAUGCUAUCUCAGAGAAGGAUGCAGCAAAGGCACCUGAAGUGGCAGAUGGUGAAGAUUCAUAUGUGAAGGAGCUGCUACUUAAGGGAACAACAUACUAUCUUUAUGUUCACAGUUAUUUGCAUUAUGGUUUGCUGGCGGCUAGAGCGGAGAUCUUAAAAGCUGGCGAAGGCAGUGAUUACAGCGACUGUAUGUUGGAGGGGCAUCUUGGGAAAUACAAUUAUGGUGGUAAUACAUUUGAAGCAUCAGGCUCACCUUCUGGUGCUAGUUAUUCCAAGUGCAGGGCUCUUGCAGUUAGAGCUCUUAAAGUUGAUGAGCCAGCAUGCACACAUAUGAAAUGCACAUUUGGCGGUGUGUGGAAUGGUGGUGGUGGAGAUGGACAAAAGAAUCUUUUUGUAGCAUCCUUUUUCUUUGAUAGGGCUGCUGAGGCUGGUUUCGUGGACCCAAAAAAAGCAGUUGCUAAGGUUAAACCUUCAGACUUUGAAGAAACUGCACGCCGGGUUUGUAAAUUGAACUUGAAGGAUGCACAGGCAACAUACCCUGAUGUCUCAGAGGAGAACAUUGCCUACCUUUGCAUAGAUCUUGUCUACCAGUACACAUUACUUGUCGAUGGAUUUGGUGUUGAUCCUUAUCAAGACAUUACCUUGGUAAAGAAAGUGCCUUAUGGUGAUUCGUAUGUUGAAGCAGCAUGGCCCCUUGGUAGUGCCAUUGAGGCUGCAUCUUCAUCAUAG
Messenger RNA from Miscanthus lutarioriparius, 1440 nucleotides. The record is from the annotation of a GenBank genome assembly. NCBI's taxonomy places the organism in Eukaryota, Viridiplantae, Streptophyta, Magnoliopsida, Poales, Poaceae.